AUGUCUAGCACAGCCAAAACUCUGGAACCUGCAUUUCAGGGAGCGGGUCAGAGAGUUGGGACUGAGAUCUGGAGAAUUGAGAACUUCCAACCAGUUCCUUUGCCAAAAUCCGAUUAUGGUAAAUUCUAUGCAGGAGAUUCAUACAUUAUUCUGCAGACAAGUCCUGGAAAAGGAGGCGGUGCUUAUCUUUAUGACAUACACUUCUGGCUUGGAAAGGAUACUAGCCAGGAUGAAGCCGGGACUGCAGCUAUCAAAACUGUUGAACUUGAUGCCAUUCUUGGCGGCCGUGCUGUGCAGUACAGAGAAUUACAAGGCCACGAAUCUGACAAAUUCUUGUCAUACUUCAAACCAUGCAUUAUACCAUUAGAAGGUGGUGUUGCUUCUGGAUUUAAGAAACCUGAAGAGGAAGAAUUUGAAACACGAUUAUAUAUUUGUAGAGGAAAACGAGCUGUGAGAAUGAAGCAGGUCCCUUUUUCUCGCUCCUCUCUAAGUCAUGAUGAUGUUUUUAUUCUUGACACUAAAGACAAGAUAUAUCAGUUCAAUGGUGCGAACUCCAAUAUUCAGGAAAGGGCCAAGUCAUUAGAAGUAAUUCAGUUUUUGAAAGACAAAUAUCAUGAGGGGAUGUCUGAUGUUGCAAUUGUUGAUGAUGGAAAAUUACAAGCUGAGUCAGAUUCUGGUGAGUUCUGGGUCCUCUUUGGUGGGUUUGCUCCAAUUGGCAAAAAGGUUGCUACAGAAGAUGAUAUUAUCCCUGAAAAGACUCCUGCAAAACUUCAUUGCAUUAUUGACGGCCAAGUCCAGAUUGUAGAAGGAGAACUUUCAAAGUCGCUUCUGCAAAAUAAUAAAUGCUACUUACUGGAUUGUGGUGCUGAGGUAUUUGUUUGGGUUGGCCGGGUGACACAAGUGGAGGAGAGGAAAGUUGCUAUUCAAGCUGCAGAGGAUUUUUUGGCUAGCCAAAAUAGACCAAAAUCAACACAUAUUGUUCGGCUAAUUCAAGGGUAUGAGACACAUUCAUUCAAAUCCAACUUUGAUUCUUGGCCAUCAGGAUCAGCACCUUCUGUUGCUGAGGAGGGACGAGGAAAAGUUACAGCUUUUUUGAAGCAGCAAGGUGGUGUCAUGAAGGGAGCGAGCAAAGGUGCUCCUGUGAAUGAAGAAGUCCCGCCGUUGCUUGAAGGAGGUGGAAAAAUAGAGGUUUGGCGCAUUGAUGGCAGUUCAAAAAUUCCAGUGUCCAGUGAACAGAUCGGUAAAUUUUAUAGUGGGGAUUGCUACAUUGUCCUCUACACCUACCAUUCUAAUGAGCGGAAAGAAGAUUACUACUUAUGUUUUUGGAUUGGAAAAGACAGCGUUGAGGAGGACCAGCAGACGGCUGCUAGAUUGGCUACUACAAUGUGUAGCUCACUGAAAGGGAGACCAGUUCAGGGUCGGAUUUUUCAAGGAAAAGAGCCUCCCCAGUUUGUUGCAAUCUUUCAGCCUAUGGUGAUCCUAAAGGGUGGGAUGAGCUCUAGGUACAAGAAAUAUAUUACCAACAAAGGUUUGAAUGAUGACACUUACACGGCCGAUGGUGUUGCACUCGUGCGGAUAUCUGGAACUUCCGUGCAUAACAACAAGGCUAUUCAAAUUGAUGCUGUGGCAACGUCAUUGAACUCAAACGAGUGCUUUCUGCUGCAAUCUGGAUCUUCAUUGUUUUGUUGGCAUGGAAAUCAAAGCACCUUUGAGCAGCAGCAGUUAGUGGCCAAAGUUGCAGAGUUUUUGAAGCCGGGAUUAGCUGUUAAACACACUAAAGAAGGAACUGAGAGCUCAACAUUUUGGCAUCCUCUUGGAGGGAAACAAAAUUACACCAGCAAGAAAGUAUCUCCAGAUGUUGUCAGAGAUCCUCACUUAUUCGCCUUCUCUUUUAAUAAAGGAAAGUUUGAGGUUGAAGAAAUUUACAACUUUUCUCAAGAUGAUCUUUUGACUGAGGAUAUUUUAAUCCUUGACACACAUGCUGAAGUGUGUGUAUGGAUUGGUCAAUCAGUCGAUCUCAAAGAUAAGCAAAACGCGUUUGAAAUUGGACAGAAAUAUGUUGAUAUGGCCGCUUCAUUGGAGGGUUUAUCUCCAAACGUGCCAUUGUUCAAAGUCACAGAAGGAAACGAGCCUUGUUUCUUCACCACUUAUUUUUCAUGGGAUCCAGCGAAAGCUUUUGCACAUGGAAACUCAUUCCAAAAGAAGGUCAUGCUACUCUUUGGGGCCGGUCAUGCUGCAGAGGAGAAGUCCCAUGGUUCAAAUCACGGAGGACCAACUCAAAGAGCUUCUGCUUUAGCUGCCUUAAACUCUGCAUUUAGUUCAACUUCAACUUCAGCUCCAAAACCCACUUCUGCCACAAGGCCAGGAGGAAUAAGUCAGGGGUCACAGAGAGCAGCUGCAGUGGCUGCUUUAUCAAAUGUUCUGACUGCAGAAAAGAAGCGGUCACCUGAUUCCUCUCCUGCCCAAUCGCCUGCCGGAAUAAAAAGUGAAGAUGCUCCUGAGGCUGAAUAUUCCAAAGAAGCUUUGGAGGUUAAGGAAACUUUGACAGUCGAGUCUAUCCCAGAGAAUGAUGGGGACGAUUCGGGAUCAAAGCCAGAGUCCGACCCAGAUGAAAAUGGCACUGAAACCGCUCUAAGUACAUUUACUUAUGAUCAGUUGAAGGCCAAAUCUGACAACCCUGUCACAGGCAUUGAUUUUAAACGAAGAGAGGCUUAUCUCUCAGACAAAGAUUUUCUGACUAUAAUGGGAAUGGUUAAAGAUGAGUUCUAUAAGUUGCCAAAGUGGAAGCAAGAUAUUCACAAAAAGAAAGUUGAUCUCUUCUAG
Messenger RNA from Fraxinus pennsylvanica, 2823 nucleotides. NCBI's taxonomy places the organism in Eukaryota, Viridiplantae, Streptophyta, Magnoliopsida, Lamiales, Oleaceae. The record is from the annotation of a GenBank genome assembly.